Messenger RNA from Penicillium lagena, 426 nucleotides. RefSeq lists its product as uncharacterized. The record is from RefSeq and is a predicted model, not a curated record. The coding region runs from base 1 to 426 and encodes 141 amino acids. NCBI's taxonomy places the organism in Eukaryota, Fungi, Ascomycota, Eurotiomycetes, Eurotiales, Aspergillaceae. The transcript is spliced from 4 exons.
AUGUUAUUCUCAGCCGUAGAUCUGCGCCUCCUGACUAAGCCCGAUUGCGGACGAUCGUUGCAUCAGCCCCCAGUCGGACAUCAGGAGAAACGAAAACCUGGCUCGAAAGAAUUCUUUCUGCGCAUCCAUGCCACUCCAGUCUCCAUGUUAGUUACCAGUCAGAAUGGUAACUCCAUGUUCUUGGUGAACUAUGCGACUCAAGUCCUAUGUUUCAUCCUUGUGACCCCUUUCGUCUUUCUCCGGGUCUUCGUGCGAUGGAGAUUGAGCGGCAAGCUAGGAAUCGAUGAUGUCUGUUGUUUCAUUGGAUGGCUCGUGUUCAUGGGGUAUUGCGCAAAUGGUCUAAUCUAUGGCUUCAAGGGUGGCACCAAGUCGCCUGCCGACCUGAAGCCACACGAGCUUGAAACCUGCAUCAAGGCAAGGCAAUAA